AUGGCCACGUUGCUGCUAGCCAACACGGAAAGCUUGACAAAACUGGUGGCUCAAUUCAAUUGCUUUCUCUUAGAUAAGGAGGGCGAGCCAGAUGCCUACCGAAAGCCCACCGAGUUCACCAGUGCAUUGAGUUUGAUUGCAACAAAAACAAUCGAACACACUGACUUGGAAGGACAAAUGGAGUACAGCGCAAUCGAAAAAGCAAUUGAAACAUACGGAAGAUGGCUGUUCUACUCCGAAAGCUCGUGCUCUGACUUGGUGAUGGCGACGGACAAGAGAACGGAGCCUUUCGAACCAUUAGAAGAAGUCUUGAACACUUGUGAAGUGGAAGCGCUUACAAGUAAACCUUGGACGCAACUUGUCUAUAUCAAAGAAAAUAUUGUCAUCAUUACAGGGAGAAGCCAACAAUCAAAAGAUCCGACUCAAACUCCGUUCGCUUUUUGA
Molecule: messenger RNA, 444 nt
Organism: Cylindrotheca closterium
Lineage: Eukaryota; Bacillariophyta; Bacillariophyceae; Bacillariales; Bacillariaceae
Source: the annotation of a GenBank genome assembly